Messenger RNA from Musa acuminata AAA Group (dessert banana), 1775 nucleotides. Its product is annotated as probable polygalacturonase. Lineage: Eukaryota; Viridiplantae; Streptophyta; Magnoliopsida; Zingiberales; Musaceae. The record is from RefSeq and is a predicted model, not a curated record. Gene Ontology annotation, molecular function: polygalacturonase activity. The transcript has 6 exons. Gene Ontology annotation, biological process: carbohydrate metabolic process. The coding region runs from base 255 to 1586 and encodes 443 amino acids.
UUCCCAGCUCAUUUCGCUCUCUGUGUCACAUCUUUCUUUGUUGUUUUCUGUGUCCUAAUCCAUGAAAUGUGAGAGCAGUAAGUAUACUUGUAGCUUAACGAAAACUUACCAUAAGGAAGAAGAAAAAGAGGCUUUUUUUAAGCUCUCUGGCCUCUGUUUCACUGACAUCCUCAGCGCCGACACCGCACUGCUUCCUCUUCCAUCACUUGGGAGUUUUUAGGCUUCGACCGAGUCUCCUUGGGUAAGCUCAAAAGAUGCAGCUGUUGCAAAUUUUGGCGUUUCUGGCCGCGCUGCUGUCAUCGUUACAGCAGUGCAGGGCGGCGGAAGCGGUGGCGACGUGCGCCGGCAUCGUCCCGAUGAGGUGGCGGAGAGAGGUGGUAUCGAUCACCGAGUUCGGCGCUGUGGGAGAUGGGAAGACUCUCAACACUUGGUCCUUCCACAAGGCCAUAUACAGAAUCCAGCACCUCAGGAAACGGGGUGGUACUCUUCUCUACAUUCCCCCAGGGGUUUGGCUCACAGGAAGCUUCGACCUCACCAGCCACAUGACACUGUACUUGGCCAGAGGAGCCGUCAUCAAGGCCGCUCAGGAUAUAUGGAACUGGCCUUUGGUGGAUCCUUUACCAUCCUAUGGAAGAGGACGAGAGCUUCCUGGUAGCAGAUAUCGGAGCUUUAUCCUGGGGAAUGGAAUCCGUGAUGUGAUCAUAACAGGAGAAAAUGGAACAAUUGAUGGUCAAGGUGAUGUCUGGUGGAAUGAAUGGAGACAAAGAACUCUUCUUCACACAAGACCAAAUUUGUUAGAGCUAAUGAACUCCAGGGAUGUUCUUGUUUCCAAUGUGGUGUUUCUCAACUCUCCUUUCUGGAAUGUGCACCCUGUUUAUUGCAGCAAUGUGGUGAUAAAGCAUGUGACUGUGUUGGCUCCAUCUGACUCCCCUAACACUGAUGGAAUUGAUCCUGAUUCUAGCUCAAAUGUCUGCAUCGAGGAUUCCUUUGUCGCGACUGGGGAUGAUCUGGUGGCUGUGAAGAGUGGCUGGGACGAGUAUGGAAUUGCUUACGGCCGUCCAAGCUCUGGCAUCACGGUGAGAAGGCUCACUGGCUCCUCACCCUUCUCCGGCAUCGCCAUCGGAAGCGAGACCUCAGGCGGGGUGGAGAACGUCUUGGUGGAGAAUAUCAACCUCUACGACGUUGGCAUUGGAAUCCACAUCAAGACCAACGUCGGCAGGGGAGGCUACAUCAGAAACAUAACCAUCAGCGACGUCAACAUGAACAACGUUCGGAAGGCCAUCAGGAUCGCCGGCGACGUCGGUGACCACCCCGACGAGAACUUUGAUCCCAACGCAGUCCCGACGGUUGAUGGAGUGACGAUCAAGAACGUGUGGGGUGAGGAGGUUGAGCAGCCGGGAUCCAUCGAGGGCAUCAAGAACUCGCCUUUCACUCGGGUAUGCCUCUCCAACGUCAAGCUCUGGGGCGUCGGGGCCUCGCCGUGGAAGUGCACGGACGUCACUGGGGCUGCGCUCGGAGUCAACCCAGGGCCAUGUCCGCAGCUCACCAGCAGCUUUGCAAUGAGCUAUUGCUCGAAUGAUUUCUAAUGUUGGGAGUGCUCUGCGGUCAUCUUGUUCUUCAGAUCUUGAAGAUGGCCACAGUGCUACAGAACAAUACGUACAUGAUUUGCCAAGGAAGUCUCGACUUUGCUGGAACUGUUUCAGCAAAUCAGCAGCGGUGUUCAGCAUGAAGAUUCUGAAGGUAAUAUAAGCAACUGUGUUAAUCUGUUCUUCCGA